UGAAAAGCACCAGCAUCCAACUUUUUGUGCCUCUCUGUUUCCCUCUGCAGAGCCUCGCUCUGUUUUGCUUUUCUCCUGCUCCUCGAGGGGGAGAAAACUGGCCCCACGCCGGGCAGUGUUCCGGGCCGAGGCUUGUCCCUCCAGCUCCCCCGGUUCCCCUUUUGCCAUCCGCUCCCUGAGCUCCCCCAGCUCACACCGUGGAGGGGACCUGGGCGCGUCUCCUCCUCCCACCCAAGCCCCGGCUCUUUGUCCGCCGCUGCCUCUCGCCCCGGCUCCUGCCCGGCCCGUCCUUCCGUGCGGACGAGGCGGCUCCCGGAUGGCGGCUCCACCCGCAGCUCCGGCCCCCGAUCACCCUGCCCGGCGCGCGAGGGUACCAAGGAAGAUAACGAAGGGUCGAAAUAAUGAAUGACUCGAUGGAACGAACUAGCAUCCAGAAUUCUGCAAGAAACUAGGGAGUCUCAUGUGCUUGCUUGCUAGGAAGAGCAGAAAUGGGUUAAAACAACAUUGUCACCGUUAAUUGUUGGCAGCAGAUUAAUACUGUGCCGGGGUCGCAUUACUAAACCAACCAGGAUACAGAUAUACAAGGCAAACUAAAGGUUUCAACCGCUAUUCAGCGCCUCCUCAUUUGUCCCGGAGCCCUAACAGUGGUGCCUUUUCUUUCCUGGAUGCUUUUCCCUGCUUCUGGAGCAGCAGUUAUGGUAGAAGCAGAUGGCUACUGAUUGGGGGCUUUCACCUAUGGCUGCGGUGUACCAAGCGGAUCUGAGUUGGCUUCCCGAAGGGACAAAGCCAUGUGAGAGCUCAGGGAUUCUCCUCGCCCCAGUGCGGAGAGGUCAGCGACAAAGCAGGGCGCUGUCCCAUCAGAACCAUCCUGCUCUGCCUCCCAUCUGCGAGGGAUGCAGGGAGCCGCAGGGCUUUAAACAUCCAGAGAAUACCUCCCCAGCAAGGGAUCUUUGCUGAAUGAACAAGAGGAGGACAAAUUCUGCAACUGCACGGGGCCCAAAGCCAGGGAGUGGAUUGUAAAUGCAGCGAGAUACUUGCAAACAGAGCACCCAGGACAGCAGCCCUACCCUUUCCCACUGCCAUGGAAAUACACUGAUACAAUAGACACUGGGGGGAACACGGAGAGCAGCCCAUCCUUGGCCACUUUCGGGUUUCCUGGCGUUUGGGAUUAUAUUCUGACCUGAUUCCUGUGAUGGAGGACACCGGCGUUCAAAGGGGUAUAUGGGAUGGAGACGCCAAGGCAGUCCAGCAAUGUUUGACGGAUAUUUUCACCAGUGUUUACACCACCUGCGAUAUCCCGGAAAAUGCGAUCUUCGGCCCUUGUGUAUUGAGCCACACUUCUUUGUAUGACAGCAUCGCUUUCAUAGCGCUUAAAUCCACUGACAAGAGAACCGUCCCUUAUAUAUUCCGGGUGGACACUUCCGCAGCAAAUGGCUCCUCCGAAGGGCUAAUGUGGCUCCGUCUGGUCCAGUCAGCCAGAGAUAAAGAAGAACAGAACCUAGAAGCUUACAUCAAAAACGGACAAUUGUUUUAUCGGUCCCUUCGCAGGAUUGCCAAAGACGAGGAGUUAUUAGUUUGGUAUGGGAAAGAACUGACGGAAUUACUGUUGCUCACCACCGCCAGAUCCCACAGCAAGAUGAAUGGGUCGCCCCCGUACGCUUGCCUGGAGUGCAGCCAGCGUUUCCAGUUCGAGUUCCCCUACGCGGCCCACCUGCGGUUCCGCUGCCCCAAGAGACUGCCCAGCUCGGAGCCCAGCCCCGCCGAGGAGCCGCGCGGCAAGGACAGCGGCAAGGAGCCGGCGGCCAGCCUGGGGCCCGGGCCCAACAAGUACAGCAAGCCCGGCGGGCCGCUCCACCCGCACUACCCCGGCCCCGCCCAGGACAGCAGCAACGCCAAACCCUCCACGGACUUCCACAACCUGGCCCGCGAGCUGGAGAACUCCCGGGCCGGCGGCAGCUCGCCCAGCCGCAGCCCGCACCCCGCGCCCGGCGCGGGCAGCAAAGCCAAGCGGAAAUACCCGGAGGAGCCGGGCGAGGAGCGGGGCCAGGGGGCCGGCAGGGGGCGCCUGCCCUCCUCCCCCAAGGAGGACCUGGUGUGCACCCCGCAGCAGCAGUACCGGCCCGCGGGCAGCUACUUCGGCCUGGAGGAGAGCGGCCGCCUCUUCGGGCCGCCCAGCCCGGAGACGGGCGAGGCCAAGCGCAGCGCCUUCGUGGAGGUGAAGAAAGCCUCGCGCGGGCUGGAGGCCGAGGCGGCGGCGGCGGAGGAGGCGGCGGAGCAGCAGCAGCAGCGCGCCUCGCCCGCCGGCGCCGGGGACCCGCUGCUGGGCGCCCGGCCGGGCGGGCCGCUCUCCGGGGGCAGCCCGGCGCGGGGCAGCGCCUUCACCACGGUGCCGCAGCUGGGCGGCAAGGCGGAGGAGCGGAAAAGCGCCUUCUCCCAGCCCGCCCGCUCCGCCUUCCCGCCGCACGUGGCGCCGCUGGGGCUGGCCCCGAAGCUGGGCAGCCUGGGCGAGCCCUGCCCGGAGGCCGCCGCCCGCCUCUACCCGCCCGACCCGCUGGCCGCCAAGCUGCCCGGCGGCGCCGAGCUGCCCGGCGCCGGCGGGGCGCCCAAGCAGAGCCCCUUCCUCUACGCCACCGCCUUCUGGCCCAAGAGCUCGGUGGCGGCGGCGGCGGCCGGGCCGCUCCAGCUGCAGCUGCCCUCGGCCCUGACCCUGCUGCCGCCCUCCUUCACCUCGCUGUGCCUGCCGGCCCAGAACUGGUGCGCCAAGUGCAACGCCUCCUUCCGCAUGACUUCCGACCUGGUGUACCACAUGCGCUCGCACCACAAGAAGGAGUACGCCAUGGAGCCGCUGGUCAAGCGCCGCCGCGAGGAGAAGCUCAAGUGCCCCAUCUGCAACGAGUCCUUCCGCGAGCGCCACCACCUCUCCCGGCACAUGACCUCCCACAACUGAAUGGGGACGUGUGUGGGGGGCUCCCCCGUGUAUAGUGACAGGGCCACACACACCCUCCCAGCAGCCAAACGGUCCCCCCCUGGCCCGCCUCUGCCCAUGGCUGGGGGCCUUUUCCAGGGCAGUCACAGCAAGGGUGGGGGGAUUUGAUCCCCGCGGGCCUACCUUUUCCAAGCUGAUUUGGGGUGUUUCAGAGACAAGGUGGGUGAGGUGCUAUCUUUGAUCUGCUGGGGAGAGAGGGGAGCUUACCUAGGGUGACCAGAUAGAAAGUGUGAAAAAUCGAGACUGGGUGGGGGGAAAUAGGU
This is a messenger RNA of Trachemys scripta elegans, 3249 nucleotides long. It is a transcript of the gene PRDM8, whose product is annotated as PR/SET domain 8. Lineage: Eukaryota; Metazoa; Chordata; Testudines; Emydidae. The record is from RefSeq and is a predicted model, not a curated record. Gene Ontology annotation, biological process: regulation of DNA-templated transcription. Gene Ontology annotation, cellular component: nucleus. Gene Ontology annotation, molecular function: protein binding. The transcript has 9 exons. Bases 1193 to 2947 code for a protein of 584 amino acids.